Molecule: messenger RNA, 2135 nt
Organism: Acanthisitta chloris (rifleman)
Lineage: Eukaryota; Metazoa; Chordata; Aves; Passeriformes; Acanthisittidae
Gene: MAK
Product: male germ cell-associated kinase
Exons: 13
Coding region: 256-2121 (621 amino acids)
Biological process (GO): cilium assembly; protein phosphorylation; intracellular signal transduction
Cellular component (GO): cytoplasm; cilium; nucleus
Molecular function (GO): protein serine/threonine kinase activity; ATP binding
Source: RefSeq, a predicted model, not a curated record
UUUUUUUUUUCCCCCUAAGGACCUAUGUGAGAAUGACCGUGUUCUUCUCUCUCUUAAACUUCUUAUCUGGAUCUCGAAGUAGCAGUAGUUUGGAGGAGACCAGUGAAUAACCUGCUCUGUUACGAGAAGCAUUCACCAACAUAAAACAGUCUGGAAGAAGAUUUCGUUAAGAAAAUCAAAGAGCAUAGAAUCCUUUAAUAAAACUGAAGACAUUUAGAAUUUCAUAACGUUUUUGGCUAUCUGGGUCUUAAAAAAAUGAACCGUUACACAAUUAUGAAACAACUAGGUGACGGCACCUAUGGCAGUGUGUUGAUGGGGAAGAGCAAUGAGUCAGGAGAACUUGUGGCUAUCAAAAGAAUGAAAAGAAAGUUCUAUUCAUGGGAUGAAUGUAUGAAUCUGAGAGAAGUCAAGUCUCUGAAGAAGCUAAACCAUGCCAAUGUAAUAAAAUUGAAAGAAGUCAUACGAGAAAAUGACCACCUUUACUUUGUGUUUGAAUACAUGAAAGAAAAUCUCUAUCAGUUAAUGAAGGAUAGAAACAAGUUGUUUCCUGAGUCAGUCAUCAGAAACAUGAUGUAUCAGAUAUUACAAGGGCUAGCUUUUAUUCACAAACACGGGUUUUUUCAUAGAGAUAUGAAGCCUGAAAACCUUCUCUGUAUUGGACCAGAACUUGUGAAAAUAGCAGAUUUUGGUUUGGCUAGAGAACUAAGAUCUCAGCCACCUUAUACAGAUUAUGUUUCUACCAGGUGGUACCGUGCUCCUGAAGUUUUGCUAAGAUCAUCUAUCUAUAGUUCACCUAUUGAUAUGUGGGCAGUUGGCAGCAUAAUGGCUGAACUAUACACACUAAGACCUCUUUUCCCAGGCACAAGUGAAGUAGAUGAAAUCUUCAAAAUUUGCCAAGUACUAGGGACUCCAAAGAAGAGUGACUGGCCAGAAGGAUACCACCUUGCUUCUGCCAUGAAUUUUCGUUUCCCACAAUGUGUCCCAAUAAGCCUAAAAGCUCUCAUCCCGAAUGCAAGCAAUGAAGCAAUACAGCUAAUGAGUGAUACGCUGAACUGGAAUCCAAAGAAGAGACCUACAGCAAGUCAGGCUUUGAAGUACCCUUACUUUCAAGUUGGCCAAAUUUUAGGACCUCCUCCUCAGUAUCUGGAGAAGCAGACUCCGACUAAACCAGUUCAGCCAACAGAGCCAAAACCAGCUUUACCAAAACUGGAAGCUACAUCCAAGCCAGAACCUCUGUCUUCACCUGAUUUACCCGGCAAAACAGAGCCACAGCCUUUGCCAAAGCUUAACCACCAGCCUCUCCAGCAAAUUCAGUUGCCUCAGAAUACAGCUAACUACCAAGUACCAAAACAGCAGCAGCCUCAGGCACAACCAUUUUUUCCACUUGUCAAUAAAAACUCAUCGCCAAACAGUGCACUGGGUCCUAAAAGCUGCAGAAGACGAUGGGGUCAGACUUUGGUAAAGGCUGUGGAUAGCUGGGAUGACAUGGAUGACCCAGAGUUUGGAAUAUCAUGUUCAAAGAAGCCUAGCAUUGCACUGCUAAAAGAAAGGAAAACCAAGGAGUUUCUUUUUAGUGUGCCAGAACCAAAAGCUUCAUGCUGUAUCCAGCCAGGAGGUGAAAAUAAGGUUUUGAUGAGAAAUGAUUCUGUAAGAUCAAAUACAUCAGCAAAACAGUACUAUCUAAGACAAUCAAGAUAUCUACCUGGUGUAAACCCAAAGAGUGUCUCUUUAGCAACAGUCAGUAAAGAAGGAUCACAAGGAACCUGGAACAACCAGUUGUUUACUAAACCGCUGGCACAUACUGGAGGAGGAUUGACUUUCAGCAGAAAUAUUACAGGAAAUUCUGGCUUUGUAAGCAGUGCUGCUUACAACCCAUCAGGAAUAUGUGCCCCUUCCUUCCAUAAAAAAGAAGUUGGAUCAGCUGGACAACGGAUACAGCUAGCACCUCUUGGUCCACCUGUAUCAGAUUAUUCCUGGAAAACCAAAGCUGCUCGUGUUGCAUUACCGGGUCCUGCUUUCAAUUCAGCACCAAAAAACAUGAGUAUCUUAAGUCGCUCACCAACAAUUCAGCCAGUACAUGGAAGAACAGACUGGGUGGCCAAGUAUGGUGGAAACAGAUAGAAAAUGCCAUCCUG